UUCUGGUCUUGGGCCUGUGGGCUGCUGGAAGAGGGAGUAGGGACAACAGCCCUACUGACACAGUCAGUGGCCCCAGGGAUCUGGCCAUGAAAAGAGCCUUGGACCUCUGGCCCUUGGUCCUGGGUCUGCUUACGCUUGUAGGAGCUUUGGGUCCUACAAAGCCCCCAGAUGACAAUGCUACCAGUUUCAUGACCCAUGUCACCCCUGAAGGGACCCAGUCCACUUGGGAUGGGGAUAUUCCUGCUAUUAACCAAGGACUCAUCCCUGAAGAAUCCCCAGAGAGUAGCUUCCUUGUCGAAGGUGACAUCAUUAAGCGUCCCUUCCAGCUGUUUUCUGCUGCCAGUUUCAAAUGGCCCAAGAAGGAUGGAAUAGUAAAGAUCCCAUAUCUUUUCUCCAGCAAAUAUGAUCAGCCCAGCCGGGAAGUCAUUCUGGAGGCUUUUGCUGACUUUGAGCACUUCACUUGUGUUAGGUUUGUUCCUCGGACAAACCAGAAGGACUUUGUUUCCAUCAUUCCCAUGUCUGGGUGCUUCUCCAGUGUGGGACACAGUGGCGGGAUGCAGGUGGCCUCUCUGGCCCCCUUCUGCCUCCAGAAGGGUAAAGGUAUCGCGCUGCAUGAGCUCAUGCAUGUGCUGGGAUUCUGGCAUGAGCAUUCCCGUGCUGAUCGGGACCGUUACAUCCACAUCUCCUGGAAAGAGAUCCGGCCAGGCUUCGAAAUCAACUUCAUCAAAUCCCAGAACAGCAACAUGCUUGUGCCUUAUGACUACACAUCAGUGAUGCACUAUGGGCGAUAUGCUUUUAGCAAGAGCGGUAACACUACCAUCCUGCCACUGGCUGGACCAGACAUUCCCAUUGGUCAGCGGUGGAACCUAAGCACUUCAGACAUCAUUCGGAUCAAUAGGCUUUACGAAUGCAGCCAGACUGUGAAAGAUUCAGGGCUCCACGGUGAAAAUAAUGGCAGUCACAGAAAGUUGGGGGUUGUGGAAUUCAUCGACCAAAAAGAAAAGAAGCUCCGUCCUACAGAAGCCCCUUUCAAAGCUCUCCCUUCCCUGCAAGCUGUGAGCCAGGCUGGGGAAGGAAACAGAGCAUCUCCUGGCUGGCCCAUUUCAGCCCCUAGUGAACAUCCUCAGGGGAGAGAGAUGGCAAACACUACCUGGUCCAUUUCACCAUCUUCUCCUGGAGCAGCCUGGACACCAGAGAUAGUUUCCCCCUCUGAGGCAGUCGCUUCAGAGACUGUGAAGAACAGGCCCGUUAGUUUGCACAACCCAGAAACAGCUCUGCUUGUGAGUGAGCCAAGUACCUCUGCCCCUCUCCUCACACUGCUCUCUAGGGGGACAAUGGCCAGUUUUCCAGAACCCACGUCUCUGCCUGAGAUCCACAACAGCAUUCUAGCAGUGGGACAAAGAGGUGGAUUGCCGGGUACGCCCCUCCUUGGUAGAGGGGACUGGUCUGAGGGCAUGGCUCCCCUGGUUUCUUUUUCUUCUGGGUUACAGAGCCCCAGCCCAGACUGGUGGGCCAGACCCAAGAGCACCCCGGCAAGUACUCGGACCUCCCAUCCCAGCCUUGGCAGUGGCCCAGGACCCCACAGAUGUCAGCUGUGUCCCCAGGAGGAGACGGACUCGGCUCCCACUGCUGGAGGAAGGGCCCUGGCAAGCAGGAGCAGGGGAUUUCUCUGGCGUCUUCUAAAGGCCUUGACCAUGGCAUCAGCCUCCAGGAACCUGUCACCCCUCAGAGGGGCCAGAGCACAGGGUCUAGGGGCUGGAGACCAACUCUUUUCUGCAGAACUGAGAAGAGAUACAGCUUUGUCUGAGCCCCCAGGCGUGGUAUUCCCUACCCAUGGGACACACAAUCCCCAGGCUGCUGAAGAGCCAGCCCAGACCCUCAUAGAGGGAGAAAGAAGAGAAGCAGAUUUUGGGGAGGAAGAAAAACUAAAACAAAUAGCCUUUGGAGUAGCAACCGGUGUCCCAGAUGGAGCAAGGCAGAAGCUCUCCCUAAGCAUGGGUCAGGGCAGUACUUGGUCCAGGUGGGGACCCAAGCAUGGGAGUUCAGAGAAAGAUGUUCUAAAACAGCCCAGAAGGGAUAGUUUCUCCGGGGAUCAUGUGGGAGCGCAUCUCUCUCAAGCAAAGUCUCUAUCCAGCAGCCACAAUUUAAGUUGGGCAUCAAGCAUGGCUCUAACUCCAAGAGAAGGAAUUCCUGUUCUGAGGAGGGGAAACGGAGAUUUCAUGGUCCCCGGGGCCGUCUCGGGAAACCCAAUUAUCCCAAGCUUGGGAGUAGCCAGCAAUAGCACUAGGGAGGAAUUUGGAAGCGGCCCUUCUACUCUUUUCCCAGAGAAGAAGGCACCGACCAGCUCUCAAGAUGGGGAGCUUCAUUCUCUGCAGAUUCAGGCCUCCCAAAGUGAGGUGGGGCUUCCAAACACCCUGCCAGCAGCCAACAGUCAGACCCCUUCCUCGACCCCCGUGGCACCCGCCCUUUUCUUGAAGCCUCUGACUAACAAGAUUCCAGCUCAGAUGGAGUCGCUCGUGCUGGCUGCUUUCAUCCAGACUCCUCACCUGAGCCAUCUGAUGGAGAAUGUGACAAGAAACCGCUUUAUUUUCCCUGUUUCUCAGAGAAACCCCCCCUACCUGGGAAUGGAGACUCCAGAUGAGGCUUUUCAGAGGUCUGGAGGAGCUCACUCUAAGGUCAGGACCACCGCAGUUGAUGGGAAGGAAGAGAAACAAAUUGGUUCCCUUUUCACUGUGGGGUCAGCAUUUCCUGAAGGGGAAGUGGCCAGCCCUGCUGUCUCUGUAAAUUCAGUCUUGUCCCUGGAGGAUUCUGGGAACCAAAAGCCACAUCCUUCUGGAAGAAUAAUACAGGGGAGCCUGGGAGUAACUGAAAAGAAUCAGAUUCUUUCCUCUGCCCCUCUCAGAUGUCUCCCUGGAGGGAUCCAACUUUUCCUAGGGGGAUCCAUGAUCCCCCUGCUUCCUAUGGAGCCUGAGAGAAUUCCAAGGGGAUAUAAAUCCAAGGAAACUUUGAAAUUCCUGUCCUUAGGGGUGGGGAGAAAGGUAGCAUCCUUUCUUUCCUGGAUCUCCAACUCUAGCAGUGUCACACUGGGACAUCUGGUGCCUCUACCCCGAUCUCUAGAGGAUCCUCGGAGCCAAACUUUUCUUCUUGCCGAGACCAAACCGGGAAUGCUAAGACCAGAGAGGGCUGCUGAUCCCAAGUUAGCUGGGCCAGGAAUUGUACUUUUAAAAAGCCCAUUAGGCCUCUUGAGCCUUGUGCCUCUUUGGGAGUGCUGGGACCCAAGUGGAGUCAGAAAAUUGGCCUAUUUUUCAGAGCCUGAGGCUUUGGAGAAGGAAUAUUCCCCUGCUUCUGAUGAGAGCUCCUCUUCAGCUACAGAGGCCGUGGUCCUGCCCUUACAGACCCUUAAGACUCAAAUCCCUUUCCUUGACAGACCACAAGAGAAAAAAGGGAGGGACCAAUUUGGAAUUACACCUCUUCCUUUGAUCCAGACCACAGUAAAAAUGACCCAUUUGGUGAGGAAUAAAGUAAUACAGAUGCUAAGGGAAGAACAUGAAACCUCAAAGGAACAGGGAGGCAGAGACCCCAAAUUCCUCCCCUUCAGGUCCAGUUUUGGUGAAGCUUUGCCCUUGAGAAAUCCUUCCUUGGGGUUGGAUGCCUCUUUCCAGAGGCAUCCCCUGCUAGCUCUGGGGACUCAAACUAGUAACUGGGCUGAAGGGACACUUCCUCCCUUGGCCUCCUCAGCAGUGGGGUCGGAGCCGUGGCCGCAAGAAGGGGGAGCUGCUUGGACAAGAGUCCUCCCUGGGGAGCCCAUGGUGAAGGAGGGCAGACUCAAAUUUCAAGCCUACCACAAACUGCUUUCCCUGAUCGGGCCCGGGAUGGAGCCCCAGCUUACUGAUGUCCCCUCUGCACGGGAGGCUCACAAUGAGAAAGCCAGAGAAGAGGGCAAGACGCCUUCCCCAAGUCCUUCAAGGGCUGGACAUGGCAAUAAGCCCUCGACGGACUACUUCAACCCCAGAGAGACACUUAGUGUGAGUCUGCUCGACCAUAAGGCUUGGAUGGCGCAACACAGGGUCCAAAGUAGGCCUACUGAUGAUGAACAUAUCAGCCAGAUGCUGCCAUAUGGAAGUCUCCCAGCUGUGAGGAGGGAAACUGUCCCAACCACUUUUAAAACAGAGAGGGAGGCUGAGGAACUCAGAAAUGUGGUAGGGAAAAGUAAAAGCCUGGCUGAGUCCUCUGCUGUCCAUUCUGAAAGAGCCAAGUCUUCCUCAAGCCAGUUACAUUUGGUCAACCUAUCUUCUCCACUGGACCAACCUAUAAAGUCCACAAAGACUAAAUCAAAAGUCCCUAGCUCCCAGGGAAGAAAGGGGGGAUUAGUUUCUUUUUCCUCAAUGGGUAUCACUUUACCUUUAGACAAAACUAGCUCCCCUUCCCUUUCCCCCUCUAGCUCCCCUUCUUUCUCUUCACCUCUUCCCCAGAAUCUGGCCGUCACUAAAUUAUCCACAGUUGCUUCAGUCAUAAGGAAAGCAACCACCCUACAGACACACCAACAGAGCCUUCCCCUCCAUAAAAGUGGCUUUUUGCAGGGUCCACAUAAGGCUAACAUUGGUAAUCCAGCUUCAAGGACUCCUCAGGCCUGUGACCAGACAGAGCAGGGAGGGAGCUGUGCCCAGAGCCCAGAGGACCCUGCUUCUGGGAACUCAUCAGGGAACAUCAACUCUCAAGGUCCAGGUCUGGGCUCUUUGCCCCAUCCGAGGCAGUUGGAGCCAGUCUCUUUAGUGAGACUUGGAGCACAAAGACAAAGCUCUGAGCUGGAGGCUACAUCUGGGCAUUCUUGGCUCUGCCUCGAUGGAGACUGCUGGGAGGUCAUUUUGCAAAGCCUUGAGUCUUCCCAAGACCUUGAGACUACUAGUGUAAAAAUCCUACGGGCCAAAAGCCCUGGGCCAAAGCCUCUCCAGAGGGAAGGGACAGGCACUGGUCCCCCCAGAGAUGUCCAGAUGCCAGAGGAGGGACGUGGGUCCAUGCAGCCGUCACCCCCCACAGAGUCAGUUCAUCCAGACUGGUCAAGCUCAGGGCCCCAUUUUAUGGGCACUUCCUUGAGAUUUGCCCUUUCUGGGAGCAGGACAGAACCUUGGUUCUUUGACUGGUUCUGUGACUUUGAGACAGACUUGUGUGGCUGGCAGCAGAAUGGGACCGGUGCUGUUUGGGUGCUCACUCGAGACCAGAACAGUGAUCCCUGGAGGAGCAGCCACCCCAUGGAGAGCUCUUGUCCUUUCCCUGGAGGAAGCCAUCUGUCUCUGAAGAGCCAGACUUCUCCACAAACAAUCCCCAAAGCUGUUCUGAUUAGCCCAAUUUUGCAUGGAGCCAGAUGGGUGCGAUUUUGGUAUGGUCCCCUGCAGCCAGCCAUGGGAUCCAUUAGUGUCUAUGUCUACUCUCGGGCUCAAUUUGGGUGGCAUCUAAUCUGGUCCAGCAUGGGGCACCGGAGCUUAUCCUGGAGCUGGGUGGAAAUGAAACUGUGGGCAUCCCGGAAGGUACAGGUGAUGGUGGAGGGGAUUCAAGGCCCAGAAGAUGGUGCUCAUGUGAGCAUUGAUAAUCUUUCUGUCUCUAGUCACCAAUGGCCAAAGGGAGAAACCAAGCUUCCUUGUCAUUCUUUUGGGGAUGUUUUAAAUAAAGCUUAAAUUAAAAAAAUAAGUUUUGAGCUGUCAUAUUUGAGUUUUAAUAUUAAGGGGAACUUACAUAUAAAAAUUCAAUAUACUUAUUAAAUAUCUAAUGUGAAUCCAAAAUAUAGUGCUAGAUAUUAGGUAGCUUCUUUCCUUUAUGGAAUUUACAUUUUAUGGGGAUUUCCAAGUAAAACUGAGAUAAUUUGAGAAGGGUAAG
Sarcophilus harrisii (Tasmanian devil) is the source of this 5871-nucleotide messenger RNA. It is a transcript of the gene ASTL, whose product is annotated as astacin like metalloendopeptidase. The transcript has 13 exons. The record is from RefSeq and is a predicted model, not a curated record. Gene Ontology annotation, cellular component: membrane. Lineage: Eukaryota; Metazoa; Chordata; Mammalia; Dasyuromorphia; Dasyuridae. Gene Ontology annotation, molecular function: zinc ion binding; metalloendopeptidase activity. Bases 87 to 5672 code for a protein of 1861 amino acids. Gene Ontology annotation, biological process: proteolysis.